Messenger RNA from Sinocyclocheilus rhinocerous, 3222 nucleotides. It is a transcript of the gene arhgap20, whose product is annotated as Rho GTPase activating protein 20. Gene Ontology annotation, biological process: signal transduction; regulation of Rho protein signal transduction. The record is from RefSeq and is a predicted model, not a curated record. Gene Ontology annotation, molecular function: GTPase activator activity. Bases 242 to 2989 code for a protein of 915 amino acids. Lineage: Eukaryota; Metazoa; Chordata; Actinopteri; Cypriniformes; Cyprinidae. The transcript is spliced from 15 exons.
CUUUCAGAGAGGAAAGACAAACACAUUGUUCAAAGUGUGGACAAUCAAAGUGUGGAGCUUGCGAGGAGGACGGGAUAACUGAACACCCUCCUGGAUUUUGUAUUUCUACCACACUGAAACAGAAAAGAAGGAGAGCAGCAAAGGGAGGAUUACUCAGAGGCAGAUGAUGAUGAUAUGGAAGCACUGAUCUGAUCAGUCCUCUAAAUCACCUACACACAGUCUUUUUACUUGGAUUUUAACCAUGGGACCACUAUAUGAGGCAGGAUGGCAGAAGAGAAGCCGAACCAAAAGUUGUGGGGAAUACCAGCACUCCAACAAGUCUUUCUCUCAGCGCAGACAGUCGGCACCCUCUGUUAUUCUCAGCAAAGCCCUUACAAAGUCAAAACCUGUCGCCAGGGAUUGUGCAUCUCAGGUUAGCCAGGACAUUUUUGCCCUGAUCCAGUCUCUGCUCAGCCCAAUCAGGAAGCUCAUUUGUCAAGGCAAUGUGGUGCUGCAGACAGGACUUCAGACCCAGGAGAGAUUCCUGAUCCUCUUCAAUGAUCUUCUCAUCAUCACCAAGGCCAAGUCAGUAAUGCAGGUGAAGCAGAAGAAGUGUGUGCGUGUUAGUGAGAUGUGGACUGCCAGCUGUGUGGAUGAGGUGUGUGAGGCCAGUACUGUUUCAGAGAGGAGCUUCGUCAUGGGCUGGCCAACUUACAACUGUGUGGCUACUUUUAGCACUUCAGAAGAGAAAGACAGGUGGCUGCCUCUCAUUGAAAGUUGUAUACAAGAAGAAAAAAAGAGUGAUGAUCCAAAGAUGAUUCCACUCAAGAUAUUUGCAAAGGAUGUUGGGAACUGUGCCUAUGCAAAGACUCUUUUUAUCAGCAACACAGACCGUACCUCUGAUGUCAUUAGCACAGCACUGCAACAAUUUGGUCUUUCGGGUGGAAUAAAAUAUUACAAGUUGUGGGUGUGUUCAAAACAAGAUGAAACUCCAUACCCUUUAAUUGGUCAUGAGUGUCCUUACAGCAUUAAGAUGAGCCACAUUCGCCUGCUGCAGCAAGAGGCAGUGACAUCAUCCCACAGCCAGAUGGCGCUUUUGCCAAUUGAUGCUCACUGUCAGUUCUUCCUGAGGCCCAGUCAAAUAAGCAGCACCUUCACAGCAGAACAGAAAAGCAGGAGGAUGUCUCUUAUUAGCUGGGCUUUUAAACGAGGCUUCAGCAUUGAACAGGCUGUCCAAUCCGCAUCUCCUGGCCCAACUAUAACACCAGCUUCUGGUCAUCUGUUUGGUCGACCACUCAGUGAUGUGAUAAAAGACAAUACCCUGCCAUCACCUAUUGUGGACAUGCUGAAGUGUUUGUGCAGUGAGGGGGCCGUGACGCGUGGAAUAUUCCGGCGCUCUGCUGGAGUGAAGGCCUGCCGAGAAUUGAGGGAAAAACUGGAUUCUGGUCACUAUGAAGAGCCACUCAGUGGAGAACCUGUACUUGUUACUGCUUCAGUGUUCAAGGAAUUCUUACGCAAUAUACCGGGCAGCCUAUUGUGUGAGGAGCUCUAUGAGCAAUGGCUCCAAGCAGUGGAGCAGGAUGGUGAAAGAAAUGGACAAAUGACAGAGAGGCUUGUUCAGCUUUUACCUGAAGAAAAUCUCCUGCUGCUGAGACACAUGAUAGCGAUGCUGCACCACAUACAGCUCAAUGCUGAGCACAACCAGAUGACCUCUUUUAACCUGGCUGUGUGUAUAGCACCUAGCUGUCUGUGGAAUCGCAAAAUACAAUCUCAUGAAAAAGAUGCCAAAAAGGUGUGUGACCUUGUGCGUGUCUUGAUUGACAACUGCUGUGCGUUGUUUGGGGAUGAAAUUAUAACCCUCUUAAAGGAUUUGACUGAAGACAAUAGAAGCAACCGCGGAUCAGUUGGGUCUCUGCAGCAGAUGUCAGAUUCGGGUUAUGAGAGUCUAAAGAAUGAGGUGAAUACUGACACAGAGGACAUUUCUAAGACCCGUCCUCUUAAAGGCAGUCAUAGUAUGGACUCACUCAUGUCACUGAGUGAUUGUGAACUCGAUUGUCCAGAAAACGACUUGCUGUCUUCCAGCCCAUUGGCACAAAUCAGAAACUGUACAUCCGCAGUGCGUCAACUCCUAUCCCUUAAAUUACACAAACACUCCAUGUCCACCAUUGCUUUGACUUCUCAUGAGCAGGAAAUAACCAUACAAAGUGGAAAACAUAAAGAGUUUAAGAGAUCUGAUGAGGUCAAUGAUAAUGUGUUUUUGGAUCAAACCUUUCAACAACUGAAUUUCAUGAGAGAAAAACAAACUCCACCAACCUCCAGUGUAUCAUCGCCAGUGACUUCACCAACAUACUCACCUGUGAGUUCAAUAGACAGUCCAUUUUCUCUGUCCACCAGAAAGACCCUUCAUUCUCCUCAGGAUUCUCCAGCCAAGGUUGAUUUACUCACUCAAAAUGGCACAGAUUACCAACACUCGAACAGUUUGCCCAAUGAGAAAUUAUCUCCACCAAAUAAUCAGAGGAACUUCACUGAUAUUAAAGGGGGUUUACAGCCUAAAAUGCCCAAAAAUCCUCCUCCUUAUCAGCAGGCCUUACAAAAGCUCAACAGAAAACCGUUCUCACAGACUCCCACUCAAACGCCUUUACAUAAAGGAAAAGGCCUUUUCUACAAGGGGCCCGGGAGCCCCACGCACAGCCCUUUAGGAGACCCCAAGGUUUCCCCUGACCCUCAGACCAUCAGGUUUACCUGUCAAACCAGGACUGAAGAAGAGGUCAAGCUACCACAGAGUGUGUUUUAUGGACAGAGUUGCAAGUUGACGGUGCACAAAAUCAGGGGACAGAAGGCAGGUUUGAAGUCUACCAAACUUUCUGGGCAGCAGUUGAGGUUUAAAGCACUUGAUUUGCACCCCUCCUCUGGAAAAAUAGUCAGGGACUACUUGGGACUCAGAGAGAAGCAAGCUGUUGGGAGAGGCCAAAAGCUCAGCUGUUGCAGUAGCAGCCAGUGGAUUGUGUGAAGCCAAUGGGAAGUCAUUUCAAAAACAGCACAAACACUGGGACCCCAUUAAUUAUAAUAAUCUGCGGUUUCUUACAAUUAACAAUUACAUGCUUCAGAUUACAGUAUGAUUAAAUUUUUUUUUUAGGAAUAGCUAUUUUAUUAAUACUUGCAGUUUGAGCUUUAUAAUGCCUUUUUUUGUAAAUAUCUACAAGCAUUAGAAUAAUAUGCAUGGGAUUUUAUUGUACUUUUAUU